CCGGCCCCGCAUUUGGCGAUCUGGAGCCGCUCAGGAUGGCUCGCUCGGUGGCUGUGAUCUUCCUGGUGCUCGUCUCAGCGGCGGGACUGUACGCUAUCCAGAGCACCCCUAAAGUGCAGGUGUACUCGCGCCACCCACCGGAAAAUGGGAAAACAAACUUCCUGAACUGCUACGUGUCUCAGUUUCAUCCGCCUCAAAUUGAGAUCGAACUGCUGAAGAACGGAAAGCCGAUGGAAAAAGUACAGUACUCAGAUCUAUCCUUCAGCAAGGACUGGACCUUCUAUCAACUGGCUCACGCUGAAUUCACCCCUACUGCAACGGACUCCUAUACCUGCAAAGUUACACACAUCACUCUCAAGGAGCCCAGGAUUGUUACCUGGGAACGAGACCUGUAAUCAAGCAGCAUGGAGGUCUGAGGAUUCAGUUGUACCAGUUUAAUUCCAAAUUCCACUUUUGAUAUGCUAUACAAUUUAUGCACACAGCAAGAAGUAGUAAUGUGCACACCAACUUCUUUAUAAUUUACUUUAAAUGCCAUAUGCAUGUUUAAAAAAAAAAGGAAGACUAGCAUCAUAGAUAUCUGAAACAAUAAAGCAUCAAUGAGUAUUUUGAUCAGAAACCUUAUGAAAAAACAUUUGAUAUUUUUGAAAGAAAAAUGCUAAUAAAUAUAGUUAAAAACAAUA
Psammomys obesus (fat sand rat) is the source of this 680-nucleotide messenger RNA. RefSeq names its product beta-2-microglobulin (gene B2m). Bases 36 to 395 code for a protein of 119 amino acids. Gene Ontology annotation, biological process: immune response; antigen processing and presentation of exogenous peptide antigen via MHC class II; immunoglobulin production involved in immunoglobulin-mediated immune response. Gene Ontology annotation, molecular function: MHC class II protein complex binding. The record is from RefSeq and is a predicted model, not a curated record. The transcript is spliced from 4 exons. Gene Ontology annotation, cellular component: MHC class II protein complex; MHC class I protein complex. NCBI's taxonomy places the organism in Eukaryota, Metazoa, Chordata, Mammalia, Rodentia, Muridae.